UUUUCGCUAUCGCCCAUACGAAGUUUCUUUGUUUAUUUCCUCUUCUUUUCUCCGAUUAGGGUUCCUUCAUUAUUCUAUUUAGGAAAUUUUAAUUUUCAACUUGUUUUCGUGUAUUCUCUUCGAUUUUGGGUUAAACCCUAGAAGGCUCCUCGCGAAAGUGUCAGAUGGCAACUUUAGCUGAUUCAUUCCUUGCGGACCUUGAUGAAUUAUCAGACAACGAAGCCGAUGUUCUGGAGGAAGAAAAUAAUGAUGUUGCAAACAUGGAAGAAGAUAUUGAUGGUGACCUCGCGGAUAUCGAAACGCUUAACUACGAUGAUCUGGACAGUGUUUCCAAAUUGCAAAAAAGUCAGAGAUACAUUGAUAUAAUGCAGAAAGUGGAAGAUGCGCUCGAGAAGGGUUCUGAUAUAUCAAAUCAGGGCUUGGUACUGGAAGAUGAUCCUGAGUAUCAGCUGAUUGUGGACUGUAAUGGACUAUCAGUUGAUAUCGAGAAUGAGAUUGUUAUUAUCCAUAAUUUUAUACGUGAUAAGUACCGAUUGAAGUUUCCUGAGCUUGAAUCGCUUGUGCAUCAUCCAAUUGAUUAUGCUCGUGUGGUGAAAAAGAUUGGCAAUGAGAUGGAUUUAACCCUUGUGGAUUUGGAAGGGCUUUUGCCUUCAGCUAUCAUUAUGGUUGUUUCAGUUACAGCAUCAACUACCAGUGGCAAGCCACUUCCUGAAGAUGUUCUCCAGAAAACUAUUGAUGCGUGUGAUCGUGCUCUGGCUCUGGAUACUGCAAAGAAGAAGGUUCUUGAUUUUGUAGAAAGUAGAAUGGGAUAUAUUGCACCAAAUCUUUCUACUAUUGUUGGAAGUGCUGUUGCUGCUAAACUUAUGGGUACUGCUGGUGGCCUUUCAGCAUUAGCUAAGAUGCCUGCUUGUAAUGUUCAGCUGCUUGGUGCGAAGAAGAAGACCCUUGCAGGGUUUUCCACUGCAACGUCACAGUUUCGUGUUGGGUAUAUUGAACAGACAGAGAUUUUUCAAACUACACCCCCUGCUUUGAGGAGUCGUGCUUGUCGUCUCUUGGCUUCUAAAGCAACUCUUGCAGCACGUAUAGACUCCACUAGAGGGGAUCCUUUGGGGAAUGCUGGAAAAACCUUAAAGGAAGAAAUUCAUAAGAAAAUUGAAAAAUGGCAAGAACCACCUCCUGCAAAGCAGCCUAAACCACUUCCUGUUCCUGAUUCUGAACCUAAGAAAAAGAGGGGUGGUCGUCGCUUAAGGAAGAUGAAAGAAAGGUAUGCUAUAACAGACAUGAGGAAGCUAGCGAACAGGAUGCAAUUUGGAGUACCUGAGGAAAGCUCUUUAGGUGAUGGACUAGGUGAAGGUUAUGGAAUGCUUGGUCAGGCUGGGAGUGGCAAACUGCGUGUUUCAAUUGGUCAGAGCAAACUUGCAGCCAAAGUUGCUAAGAAGUUCAAGGAAAAGAAUUACGGAAGCAGUGGUGCCACCUCUGGGCUGACUUCAAGUUUGGCAUUCACACCUGUGCAGGGGAUUGAGCUCACAAAUCCUCAAGCUCAUGCACAUCAGCUUGGCAGUGGAACUCAAAGUACUUACUUCUCAGAGACAGGAACAUUUUCAAAGAUCAAGAGGACAUAGAAAGGGAAGAAGCUCACCUAAUUAGAUGACAUUUGGUUAUGCUGUAAUUACGCAUUUGAUAAGAGUUUUAUAGACUAAAGCACAAGUUUUGUUAGCUUAGCUGGCUAUAGUUGUCCCUUCUUUGUAAGCUACCAGUCACUGUUUCCCUGUUAUCUUCCAGAAACCCCUGUUUUUAAAGAACUGAUGAAGGCAGCAAUCAGCAGGUGAAAGAUUGAAGAGAACCAUCAGCAGCAACCAGUGUCAUAGGGUCAUGACUCUUCUCUUCUCAAAGGACAUGUAUGAUAAGGUAUGAUAGGAUGUAUAAUGCAUCCAGACUUAUCCUGUUUUUAUCCAAAGUGGGACUAAUGCAAUUUGUCUACUACUUUUAGAACACUUGGCUAGAUAUUGGAACUGGGCUGAAAAAUUAUGCCGGAAAAGGAAUGAUGCAUAACAUGACUUUUAAAAUACA
Messenger RNA from Gossypium raimondii (Peruvian cotton), 2070 nucleotides. Its product is annotated as U4/U6 small nuclear ribonucleoprotein Prp31 homolog. NCBI's taxonomy places the organism in Eukaryota, Viridiplantae, Streptophyta, Magnoliopsida, Malvales, Malvaceae. The record is from RefSeq and is a predicted model, not a curated record. The transcript is spliced from 7 exons. Gene Ontology annotation, cellular component: precatalytic spliceosome; U4/U6 x U5 tri-snRNP complex; U4 snRNP. Gene Ontology annotation, biological process: spliceosomal tri-snRNP complex assembly; mRNA splicing, via spliceosome. The coding region runs from base 165 to 1622 and encodes 485 amino acids.